AUCUCUUGCACCAUGGAGUCCGACAAAGUUAUUCCAGUGCGGGUUGCUGUGCGGUGCCGGCCACUUGUGCCCAAAGAACUGAUAGAGGGCUGCCAAGCCUGUGCUCGGACAUGUCCGAGCAAUCAAAGUGUUGUACUUGGUGGAAACAAGACGUUCUCUUACGACUACGUUUUUGGAGAGGAGUCAAGCCAAGUGCAAGUAUAUGACGCAUGUGUGUCUAAGCUACUGCCUAAAGUAUUUGAAGGCUUCAACGUCACCAUCCUCGCAUACGGCCAGACCGGAUCUGGCAAAACAUUUACAAUGGGAACGUGCUGCUCAUCAAAUUGUGCCAGCUCCGAAGAUGCUGGCAUCAUCCCGAGGGCAGUCCAAGAUAUCUUUAAGCACAUCUCGGUGAACACGGAGAAGAUAUUCCUUGUGAGAGUGUCUUUCCUCGAGAUAUACAAAGAAGACGUGUUUGACCUGUUCUCCAAAAAUCAAGAUCGAGAAUCACUGCAAAUUCGAGAAGACCAGAAUGGUGCCAUUAAGAUUUUAAACUUGACGGAGCUGAACGUGACCACCCCUGAGGAGACAAUCCGUCUUCUGGAGGUCGGCUCUGCAAGUCGAAGCACCGCCUCGACCAACAUGAACGCGCGCUCAUCUCGUUCGCACGCAAUCUUCACACUGACUGUGGAGCAGCAGGAGAAGUCCAGUGGUGGUGCCAUAAUGGUGGCAAAAUUCCAUCUGGUUGACCUCGCUGGCUCGGAAAGGGCUGGAAAGACCAAAGCAGUUGGCGAAAGGCUCAAAGAAGGCAUCACCAUCAAUCAAGGCCUACUGUCGCUUGGAAAUGUCAUCAGUGCCCUCUGCGACGGCCAUUCUCAUGUGCCGUAUCGGAAUUCAAAGCUGACACGUCUGCUGCAGGAUUCCUUGGGAGGCAACAGCCACACUGUGAUGAUUGCCUGUGUUAGCCCAGCAGAUAGUAACUUGGAGGAAACCUUGAACACCCUGCGGUAUGCAGACCGGGCAAGGAAGAUAAAGAAUAAGCCUAUUGUGAACAUCGAUCCAGUGCAGGCUGAAGUCGCUCUGCUUCGUCAGCAGCUCCAGGAAGCAAGGAUUGAGCUGAUGAGAUGCCGGACUCUGCAAGGUGAAGGAGGAGACCAGCCCGGAGGCGAGGAGUCCGGGGGAGAUGGUGGUGAAUCUAAGAAAGACCUGGCAUUGGUGCUGUCACGCAACGCAGAACUCGAGAAUGAAAAUCAGCAUUUGAGCGAGGAGCUUCACCGUGCACUUGACCAGCUUGGCGAGAACUCAGAACGUCUCAUCAUUACUGAGCUUGAGGUUCAGAAGCUGAAGGAGUUUCUUACUCAAAUGUCUGAAAAGAUAGACGGAAGUAACCUUGGUGAAGCUGAUGGUGAUCACGCAACCAGCAUCCUGAGGGACCUUCAAAACUCCAUAAUGGAGUUCUCGGCUGGUGAACAGAAAAGGCGCAAGCUGAAUGAGUCACUUUUCAAGGUUGACAAGCCACCUGCAGAAGAUGACAGGGAGAUGACGACCAUCGAGGAGGAAGGUUCGGACACAUCCCUCGGCGAGAGCACUGCAAAGGGCUCGGCCGAACAGAUGCAGAAAACGUUUCUGCUCAAUCAGUCGCGUCUGGAGGCGACUAUGCGACGUGCCGCACUGAGCAAAGAGCUUGAAGAUCUCAACCGAGUGCUACAAGCCAAGGAGGAGCUCGCCAGCAAGAUGUCCAUGAAUGACCAGCACCUUGAGGUCGUGAAGCUGCAGUAUGAGGCAAACAAUCGUGAACUUGAGCGUGAGGUAGCUAUUCUCAAGAAAGAACGUGAUGACCUCUCUGCCAUGCUAUCAAGCCAGCAAAACACUAAAAGUGCGGCUGGGAACAAGGUAGCAGAGCAGCAACGCAAGCGCAUUCAAGAGCUGGAAGAUCGCGUCGGCCAACUGCGCAAGAAGGUUGAGGAGCAGUCCCGUAUGAUCAGACUCAAGGAGGAUGCGGAACGCAGUGCCAAGAAGCUCCAGCAGGAGAUCAUGAACAUGAAGCAGGUGCGGGUGCAGCUCAUGAAGCGUAUGAAGGAGGAGUCGGAACGCCACAGGAUACAGCAGACUGAGCGCAACCGCGAGAUUCGAGCCCUGCGGGUGCGCGAGCAGCAGCAGUCGGUACAGAUGGCACGCAUGGCGCGCCAAAAUGAGCUGCGCAUCAAUGUGCUGCAACGGCGUGUGGACGAGGCCCUGGCGGCCAAGAACCGCCUCGAGGCCGCUCAGCGUCGCCGCCUGGAGAAUCGUGCCACUGGCCACGGCUUUGACAGCAUGGCAGCACGUGUCGAGCUGAAGAACUGGCUGCAAAGCGAGCUUCUCGUUGUGUCCGAGAGCAAGAGGCUAGAGCAACACCUGACUUCACUCAUCGAGGAGCGCAAGGCCAUUGCCAUCAAAACCCACGACGCCGAGAAGCAGCUGAAGGACCCCGACAUGGCUGAAGACAAGGCAGAGUGCAAUGCACGUCUCCAAGAGCUCAAGCGCUCGCUGCAAGAGCACAGUGACAAGAUUGCUGAAAUCCAGCGAAAAAUCCUGGAUGUGGAGCCUGAGCGACAUAUAAAGAACCUUGCCUCAAAUGUGACGGACAUCGUCGAGAGCAGGGUCAUUGCAACAAGCCUCUUCGAGAUGCUUGUGUCCGAGAACAUGACUGCUUACAUGGUGACCUCAAAGUUGAGCGAGAAGGAGCAGGAACUGGACGAGCGCCAAAAGCAGAUAGAGCGACUGGAGGCGAAGUUGGAGCAGAUGGAAAAGGACUUCAACAUGAAGCUAAACGACCUCAACAAGCAACACGAGAAAACGAAACUCGUCCUGCUCAAGCACUCUGGCAACACAACGCUCCAGUCGAAUCCAGUUAUGGAUGCUUCUCUCGUGGCAAAACUGCAAAGCCAGAGGAAAACUCGCGUCAAGCCACGAGCCCCCACCGUUGAAGAGCUGGAGACAAGUAGCGAGAGUGAGCACGACAGCGAUGCUAAAGAUGACCCAGACUGGUGUCUCAGCAGUGAACUGAGCAAGGCCAGCCGCAAGCAGAAGUCGCAGGAGGAGGAGAAGCCUAAAUCCAUAAAGCGCUCUACUUCGGCGGCUGCCUGCAAGUGCCGAGGACUGUGCCGCUCGGGACGCUGUGGAUGUUCCAGGAAGCAGAGGAGCUGCUCCUCCCUCUGCUCCUGCAAGGGGGAGUGUCCCGUGGCGCAGCACUCCGAGUCCGAUUUGGCCAUUCCAGAGGACACGGUGACCGAAAGCUUGCCAGAAAAGCAGCUCUCUCUUAGAAGCAAACAGUGACGUGACACAUUGUGUACAUAUAUAUUUAUAUGCAUCUGUAUGAACGUUUCACAAAUUGGAUGACAUAAAUUUGUGUUGGUGCUCUACAUCUUUCUUUUACCGCCUCUUUGAAGGAACACAGCUAGCGCUCUCUCGUAAUGAACUCGCUACUUUUAAUUUUGACCAUUUCAGUGUCUCCACUUAUCUUAAGUCUGUUUUAAUUUCAUAAUUAUUGUCACUUUCUAUUUCAUUCAUCACAUCGCUCUGUGUUUGACAACUCAACCCUAUGCUGUGUUUUGUGACAAACAUUCAACAGCCACCAAGACAGCAUGGCAGUGGCAUCCAGAAGGUAACUUUAAUGUACAAGUGUCAUAGUGAACUGAGAUGCACUACAGUGGUUGAAGCCUGCGCAGGAACUGUUGGCAUCUUAUGUCCCUUCCAUAAUUCAUUCAGCUGCAUGGAUUAGGUUGGAUGACCUGCAAUUAGUUCCCCGUUUUUCAAAGGAAGGCAGGAGCUGGGACAAGUAAACCAUCUAACAUUCGUCUUGUGUGCCGUGCAUGCGUGUGCGUGUGUUUGUGGAGAGUGACCAAUGUUGGCUUACGUGGAGGUACUUCGAAAACACAAGUUACAAAAACCUGCCAAAAAUAUGUGUGAGCACAUUGUCCUUUUAUGUCUUGGAUGGCGUCUUCGUGG
Dermacentor albipictus is the source of this 3966-nucleotide messenger RNA. RefSeq names its product chromosome-associated kinesin KIF4A-like. The record is from RefSeq and is a predicted model, not a curated record. Gene Ontology annotation, cellular component: microtubule associated complex. NCBI's taxonomy places the organism in Eukaryota, Metazoa, Arthropoda, Arachnida, Ixodida, Ixodidae. Gene Ontology annotation, biological process: mitotic spindle organization; microtubule-based movement; spindle elongation. Gene Ontology annotation, molecular function: microtubule binding; ATP binding; microtubule motor activity.